ACCGCCUUUGAGAAUUUUGCCGGUAAAACAUCGUACAAAUUUUUCAGUGUUUUUAUUUUGAGAAACACCGUGAAAAUCUAAUCUUCAUAUACUUGGAUUCCCGAACAAUGUUUUUUUCAUCGUGUAUAAUGUGAAAUUGAAGACGUUAUAGCGCGACCUAAUCAAUAUCAUCUAUUAUUAAUUUUAUUUUGUUCAUUUUAUUUUAUCGGGUUUUCACAAUAUAAUUUAUAUGAACAGCAGUGAGUUACGCUUACGGGGCCUAGAGAGAAUCGGACCUAUCAUGUGGACAACAUAUCAAAUCAAUUAGAAAUUCACGUGAAGUGCAUAACAGAUCCUUGGACUAUUUUUCGGCUAGGUUGGUAAAAAGUUCUCCCCGCGCAUGUUCCGCCCCGCUCGUUUAACUUGCGUUUGAUCAACCCUGUGGAUAGCAGUUACUGCUUCCGUGCUGUUUAAGACACUACGUGCUCGUUGCGCGCUCAUAACAUCAAAUAAUUUUAUUGACUCAAGUAACCUUGAACACAAGUUGCUGGUUUGCCGAUUAACUCGUGUCUGAUUGAAAUGCAAAUCAGUCCUGGGAAAUACUGUUGUUGUAAUGGAUAACAAAACAAGCCAGGAUAGAGACAAGCCGGGCAACGAAGAUCCAUCCACCUCUGAAGGUGAUGCAUCCAAGAGAGCCCGUCCUUCAAAUGACACUUCUAGUUGUCAUUCAAUAUCCUCAGAAGAGGAUGAGAACCGGUCUUCACCACCACACAGUAAGAGGCGUAAGAAAACAGAACGAUCCUCAUCUCCACAACCGUCGGGCUCGCAAACUCAGACCUCUGCAAUGAAUAGUACGAACGAUAGUGAUAUGAUGCACUUUACCAUAAAAACCUUGGAUUCCAGAGACCAUCCAUUCGAUUUGGACAACAAUAUCACAGUGCUGCAACUCAAACAUGAGAUCCACGCGCGGAUGGGUAUAAAUGUCAAUAUGCAAAGAUUGAUAUUUUGCGGUAGAGUUUUACAAGAUGAGAAAAAACUGGCCGAUUACAACGUGGCGGGCAAAGUAGUGCACUUGGUCGAGCGGGCUCCAAAUAGCCUCCGCGGCCCGGCGCGGCCGCCCUCCAACCCCAAUCCCAACGUGGACCCCAACGAGACCACAUUCUCGAUCCAGGAACAAGAAUAUCUGUUCUCACCGAAUCACUCGCCCACAAUGACGAGAAUUCUCUGCCUCAAAACACUACUCAGGACUCUACGCACAUCAAUCAAAGCGUGCAAAGCCACCGAUCCGGACCAAGACAGCUCAAGUUCGAGCGAAGAAUCGGAUGAGGAAGAUGCAUAUGGGCCUUAUCUUCAAAGGGCCAGGACACACUCGCGCCCCGCGGACCUCGCGGACCUGUCGGACCAGUUGCAUGAUCUUGAAGAGCAGUUCGAGCCGUACAGGGAGCAGUACAUGCUGUGUUUGCGGGAAGCCAACGACCCCAGUAUCACGCUAAGCGAGCGUACAUUGCAACGCCGUCAGCGGCUGUCGGACCGCGUUCGCGCAGUGUUCCACCACCUCAGCCACGCGUACCAUUUGUUGAGCGAUAUCAACUUGCUACUGUCGCACAAUGCUUCGCGGCUCACGUCUGAGAUGCUGGUCGAGAAUCGGCCCCUGUCACCCAUUCAGGCUCAGGUAAACGUGGUCUCAACAAAUCGCUCCGGCCAUCGGGGUGGCACAGCGUCUGCCCAACAUGGUCAUAGGUCAAAUAGCCAAUUCACAAACUCGGGCCAAGCUGCAAGUAAUCAAGGGCAAGCCAGAUCUUCGAGUCAAACCACAAACUCGAACGCCAGAAACUUGAAUCAACCUACAGGUUGGAGCAGAGGCCAAAUGAACCAAGAUACUAGUGGAAAUCGCGCGACAGCGUCUGACAACACAAAAACAGACACAGACGAACAAGCCAUGAACCUAGAUCCCGCAGAAGGUUCCGGCCGAGCUACGGGCGGAGCUCCAAACAAAGAUGAAGACCCAAAUGUGGAUCGCACAGCAGCCCAUUCCGCUGGCUCCAAUCAAUCGACAAACACAAACAAUAAGGACGCUAAAAAUCAGAAUCAAACGACAAACUCGAAUCCGAAUGCGAACCAGAACCAGAACCGGGGCCGUAACCCGAAUCAGCCGACAGUAAACAUAGAAGUGCACGACCCAAUCACGGUACAAGUGCAGAUCGAAACGCGCGUGCCAAUCCCACUCCAACCGAUGAUGGGCAACAUGGACCAGCGCGGUCAGAACGCGGCCCGAAACCCAAACCAGGACGCGCGCGCAAACCAGCAGGGAAACCAAGGUAACGAGGGCAAUGAUGGCAACCAACAGGCCCCGGGAAAUCAAGGGAGUCAGCCGAAUCAAGCGAACCGGGACAGCCAAGGCGACGAAUCCGACAGGAACCGAAUCGGCCUCAUGAUGCUAGAUCAUUUCCGCGAAGUGUUGAAUCACGUGAGGCAGGAGCCUCUAUCAGAUUUAGAUGACGAUGACGAUGAUGAUGACGAUAUCGUCGAACUUAGGUCAGGCACAUUGAAGGAUGAACACGUAUCCUUUUACACUGUUUUGCGUGAAAUCAAUAAAACUCUAGAGAAUUCACCUCAAGUCGGUCCCAUGAAACACAACAUACGUAAUGCAACCGGAACUCACCGUGGUAAUACAAAACGUAGCGACCAACAUUCGAUGAGCAAUAAGUCGCAAAAAAAAGAAGGUAAACAUAAGAAAGUUAACGAUAAAAAGACAAAGGGACAGUCACAGGUUCAACAAAGGGAAGUAGCAGUUCAAAGUACUUCCAACGAAGAAAGCGUUAACAACCCAGUAGAAAUGUCGGAACCCCAAACUAAUAAUGUUGCCACUAAUGUCACUACCCUGGCUGGAGAUGACACAUCAGACCCACAUUUUAAAUUUUACUAUGUGCUGAAAUAUCUACAUGCACAAACACAAGAAGGCAAGCCCGUAGAGGCCAUAGUUAUACUACAAAAGGAGGAAUCUAAUGAUUCCAACAGGAACUCUGAUCAGAAUAAUCAGACUGAUAAUGUUAGUAGCAAUAUUCCGCCAGAUGAUAGUCAUCAGACUGAUCAGACAGUUCAGAAUGACCAACCAGAUACUGCUGAUCAGAACAAUCAGAAUAGUGCGAACGAUCACUCCAACCGAAACCAUGAUGAGAGUCAAACUGAUAAGAAGGAGCAGCCCGAUAAAAAAGGCUGUAACAGCCAGACUAAACGACAGAACGAUCAGAAAAAUCGUAAUAUUAAUAAAGACACGAAUGAUCAGACUGAUCAGAAAGGCCAGAACAGUCAAAAAGAUCAGAACAUUGAAAUGGAUCAGAACGGCCAGAAAAUCGAUCAUGGUCAAACGACUCGGACUAAUCAAUGCGAUCAAAUCGAUGAGGCCGAUUCCGCCACUUCGAUUGAACAGACCAGUCAGACACAUUGUCAUUCUAAUAAAAAGAAUAAUAAAGCCGAACACUCAAAUUGUAAAACUACUAAGGAAGAUCCAAUGGAGUGGAGCCAGUCUAAUCAGAACGAUCAGGCCCCUUCAAGCAAUGCGCCAGGUACGAACAAUCAGACCUCACGCAAUAACCAGACCCAACAAAACAAUCGUGCAAAAAACAGCAACCAAUCUACUGGGAAUAAUCAGUCCCACCAUAGUCAUUCUUCAAAUCAGAAUAAUCAAAGUAAUCAGACUCGCCAGCGAAAUCAGUGCAGUCAGGCCAAUCCGACCGACAAACCCGGCCCAAGCAAUCAAAGCCAGUCUAAACAGCGUCAAGAAAAAGUCGAUUGUUCUCAACAAGAGCGCGAAUCAAACAUUGACCGCCAAAAUCGACCCCACUCUUGUCGCGAUGCUAAUGCAAAUGCUAGAAAGGUUCAGAGAGCAAAAAAUAAACGGCCCAAGCGGCGUGAAGUACGCAGAAAUUCCGCACGGAUUGCUCACCUUACCACACUUCGCCGGCGACUACAGAUGCCGGAUUUCCAGUUUAACGGUUUAGGAGCAGGUGAGAUCGGCGGCUUUGAGGUCGUUGUAAACAUGGAUGAUGCCUCGGGUGGCGCUACUGGUGGAACAAAUAUAUCUGGAGGCACCAUGCCGCGGAGAAAUCUAACUGCAGACCAGAUUUUAGACGAUGGCAAUAUAUACGUUGCCCAUAUGAACGGAGCGCAAUCGAGCGCUGAGGUUAUACAACAGGUGAUGGGCUCGAUUAUACGCCAAGGUCUUGUACCGGGCGUUACAUCUGACGCUCAUGUUAUGCACGUGUACGUACCCAACAUGGGCCAAAAUUCCGGUUCCACCUCUGCAAAUCCCACGAAUGAUCAGACAGAGGAUCAACCAAACCGGAACCAGAAUCAGAAUGAAAAUGAGAAUCAGAAUCAAAGUGAAAAUCAGAGCCAGAAUCCAAGUGAAAAUCCGACCCAAAAUCAGAAUCAGAAUCAGAAUGAAACUGGCAAUCAGCAAGAUCAAGCUCAAAGACAGUCUCAUUGGUCAUCGCGUGUGCAUAGGCAGCGGUUUGCGACCCGUGCCAAUCACAAUAUGUUCCGCCGCCUACACAAUUCCUAUGCCCGCCACUACACAGUGCCAUUGGAGAAUGUCAUAUAUGACCGCUUCCUACAAUGUACCAGCUUUAUGGGAAGAGAAGCUGCCCGGCUGAGCCACCAUACUAGAAGCCAUGAGCCGGGCCUAGUCUACCGCCCCGAAUGUACUAUGGGACAAAUUCAGAACAACGUGGAAAUGCUCUAUAAUCACUAUACAAGGAAUCCGUUGUCGCCCAAUCGUCUCCUAAUUGCUCUGACGAUACUGUUGCGCGAGUCCAGCUCGUUCACCACGGGGCGGUUCCUAGCGCCCCACGAGCUGGUGCCGCUGCGGCAGCCGCUGUCCGAAUACGCGCACCAGGUGCUGGGGCGCGAUUUCAACCCGGCGGACGGCGAUGAGCUCAUUGAUGGAAUAUUCCAGAGAAACGCGGCUUUCCUCCGGCGCGUGCCCGAAAUAACGCCAAUGCGCCAGAACGUGGACAUAAUUGAGACAAUGCGCGGCGUCCUGUCGCGCUUCAUAAGUCAAGUCAUGUACUGCGUGACUAUACACAGCCCGGAGAUAUUCUUCGACCGGUUCCGCUUGAUCUUCCCUAGGAUGUUCCUGGAACUGUGCGGCUACAUGUCGUACUGCUGCCUUGAAGGCACGGAAGGUCUUAGGACUAUUUACAGAUCUUUUAUUAUCGACGUUGUCAGCGAUGUAGACGAAACAAUCAGAGAUUUGUUAAUGAGCGUUAGCAUGGACAAUAUAUUCGGCUUCCUCAACCGCGUACAGAAUUGCCGUCUACGGAACAUACAAUUUGUGAGAAUGCUGCCUGGCACAGGCGCCGAAGGCGAACAAACGAAUGAAGAAGCACGCGCACAAGCUAGCGGAGAGACGAGUGCACAGGCUAGUGCUCAGGCUAGCGCACGGGCUAGUACACAGGCGAGUGAACAGAGAAGUGCACAGACAAGUACACAGGCGCAGAGAAAGGCGCAGACAAAUACACAGACCAGUGCGCAGACAAGUGCGCAGGCGAGUGGGGAACCAAGCCGGCAGAGAAACGAUAGCGCCGCUGAAGCGAGAUCUCGCAUACCAACUGAGAGUCACGCCGGAAGGCGUAGACCACAUGAAACGAUAUACGAUAGCGAGGAUGAUAGCCCACGCGUUGGGCUGGACAACGGGAUGAUUGACAGGAACGAGCCUUUCGUUGAACAUUUAUUCGGACAGAUACGCGAUCGUCUGCGUACCUUCGUUAAUGAGGAGAUCGACUUGACACGGGGCGAUGACGACGAGCCAAUGAGAAUUAUAAACGUGCCACCUCACGUUUUGUCGAUCCCGCUACCUACGGGAGGAUUCCCGUCCGGAGUAAGGAUUCCACCAUCCGCAUCGCCCAGGCCACCGACGAGCAACGGCGACGCUAAUGACGCGGUGCCCUGUAUAUCGAUCAGUUCCAGCAGCGGGGAUGACUCUAACAGCUCGACCAGCAGCAGACUAUGCCAGCCAUCGAAAUCAGACCAUCAGCCGAUGUCAUCAUCGGCCGAUUCACAAUCGUCGGUGGAAGAGAAUUACGUGCCACCGGCGAACAUCCGGCAGCACUGGGGCGAGGAGUGGGAGCCGACGUUCCGGCGCGACCGGCAGGCGCAGAGCGGCGCGCAGGCGCACGCGCAGCCGCCCAGCGACGCGUACAUGUCCGGUAUGCCAUCUAAGAAGCGUCGUUGCGUACGCCAAUCGCGCCCCCCCACGACACUGAACGGCUUCAUACAGGAGAGUAUGGGAGAGGUGAACGUAAGCAUGGAUGGCGUGGCCGAAGACGACAGGGUGCGGGCGAUGUUCAAUGAGCACUUCCGCGAUCUAGCUCGCUCUAGGGCCGAAAACUCCGUCGACUAUAGCGCCAGGCGGUUCCCCGGCGUGGGGAUAUUCCUGCGCGGUUCCAGCACUACGGACCCGAAUGCACCGCUUCCCGACUUCUCCGAUUCUUCGGAAGGUCUCUAAGCCGGAUGAUAAAUACGAGGGAAAUGCAGCACUUCGCUAUCACUUAGUAUAUAAGAUUUAAAGAAAAACUGACAUGACGUUGUGUUUUAACACUAUUCUCUGAUUGGUCGACUCUCGGAUUCUACGUUUACAAGAUUUUGACUCCUAAGCUUCUGGAGGUCAAAUAAUUCAGGACUAGAUUUUUAAUGCCUGACUAAUACAUGGAGAUUAGCUUGAAGAGUUUUGAGCCAGAAAUGUCAGGAAUUUUGAUCUUACCUUCUAUAUAUUCUUAAUACGUCCUUUCAAACGGAUAUGACAAAUUGGAUAUAAGACAUUACUCGGACUUACAUACACGGACUUACAUAAAAUACAUGAACUAUGUAACCUAUAUUGUUAUAUAACCUAUAACAAUAAAUACGCCAGUAAUAAAACUACAUGUCAAUUUAAUAAUUACUCAAUACACGCUGUUUCUAUAUACCUAGUGGAUAGAAACAUCUUGUAUGUUGCUACAUGGAUUUUGCUGCCCCCCGCACGUCUGCCGCUCUACCUAAAAUGAUACUUAAUUUUGACACCAGCUCGUUAAGACUAUCACUUAACGGCCACUCAAAGUUGAGUAACGUUUAAUAAACUUAGCAUAAAAAGUAGCAUAAAAUUGGGGGCCCAUUUUUUCCUUGUCUAAUCCGAGGUUGUGGUAUAGAAUAUGCUAAUGUCUAUAAUGAUUUCUGUAAAACAAUCACGUUGAAUGGAAAGCGUGGGCCUCGAAAUUAUUUCAUAUUGAUUUUCCAACUGCAAAGUGAAUAUGAUAUAAUGUUUAUAUGUAUAUUGAAGUACUCGUUGAACGUAAUUUAAAAAUUAUUCAAGCCUAUUUAAAUGUAAUCCCAAUUAGAGUUACAUUAUAGAUAAACGAUAAUUUAAAACAUAUUUAAUCACCAAUACAUUAUUAAUGUUAAUGCUACUUAAAUCUAAUGUUACACAAUUGUAAAGCUUAAGACUUUCAGCGUUGGGCUUAAGUUUCCUUAUAUGGUUUUAAAUUUACUUCGAAAAUGGUUCUUUUAAUAUUAUCUGUAUAGUUGGGGUUGUACAGAGGUGCAUGUCAAGUAUUAGGUGUUCUAGGAUUCUGGUGUCGGUUGUAUAGGUUACCUACCUACCUUUAAAGGGCUAAAUAUUUAUUGUUUUUAACUAAUUUUAGUUCGUUUUUGAGGCACAAGAGACUAUGUAAAUUAUGUUGGUCAUUUUAGAGUCAAUAUGAGGUUAUUUUAGUGAUCUAUUCUAAAUUGCCGCCAAUUAUUGUAUUAUCAAUUAAGUUAACGUUAUGUGCAUACUUAAAUGGGUUGUUUAAAUUUAAGUUAAGUUAAUUUGAUUUGCAUUCCAUUCGCUUGCAAUUUAUUUCGUAGUAAUUAAUUUGCGGAAUGGAAAUAUACGAGAGCAAGGCGACAUCGAUGGAGCUACGCAACAGUUUUGGCGGGACAUAUGUUUUUGUUGUAUCUGCUCGGUUUAUAAAAUUACCAUAAUUUCAAAAUUAUUUAUUUAAUUUUUUUAAAUGCAUGAAAUUUUAAGUGUAAAAAUUACGGAUUCAUUUGAUUUCACCAUUUACUAAAUUAAUGAAUCAAAUUGUAAUUUUAGUGUUAUUAUUAAGGAUAUAAUGUAAGAGUUUUGUCGCAUCUAUGUGACCUGGGUGUUUUAUGAAUAUUAUUGAAAAUAAAUGU
Molecule: messenger RNA, 8172 nt
Organism: Zerene cesonia (dogface butterfly)
Lineage: Eukaryota; Metazoa; Arthropoda; Insecta; Lepidoptera; Pieridae
Exons: 26
Coding region: 593-6487 (1964 amino acids)
Cellular component (GO): BAT3 complex
Molecular function (GO): misfolded protein binding; polyubiquitin modification-dependent protein binding
Source: RefSeq, a predicted model, not a curated record